Molecule: messenger RNA, 427 nt
Organism: Phycomyces blakesleeanus NRRL 1555(-)
Lineage: Eukaryota; Fungi; Mucoromycota; Mucoromycetes; Mucorales; Phycomycetaceae
Exons: 2
Coding region: 15-335 (106 amino acids)
Molecular function (GO): protein-disulfide reductase activity
Source: RefSeq, a predicted model, not a curated record
UCUAAACAACAAAAAUGGCUAUUACCGGACACCCCACCUCCCUUGACCAGUACAACGAGUUGAUCAAGAACAACAAGCUCGUUGCUGUUGACUUCCACGCCGUCUGGUGCGGUCCCUGCAAGGUUAUCGGCCCCAAGUUCGAGAAGCUUUCUGACACCUACACCGAUAUCGUCUUUGCCAAGAUUGACGUUGAGGAGGUUCCCGAUGUCGCUUCCGAUGUCAACAUCCGCGCUAUGCCCACUUUCUUGUUCUACAAGGAUGGCCAGAAGGUCGGCGAGGUUAUUGGUGCCAGUCUCCCCAAGCUUGAGGAGCAGCUCAAGGCUUUGAUUGCUUAAACAUAUCUCUUGUACAAUAUCAGUUUUGUAAAAACAAACAAAAAAUUACAAAAAGUCUUAUAAAUAUAUAUACAUACAUACAAAUCACAAAA